AUGUCUUUUGCAAGUGGAACCUCUAGCUUGGGAAAAAGGUCUCAGGAUAGUAAUGAUUGCGCAAUUGGCGACAAGGUUGAUUUGAGGAUAUGUACCUCUUCUCCCUCUGGCAAGACCAUUGAUCUGAUCAAUGUUGAAUUCGCAAAGGAUACAAACAGCAACAAAUUCCACGCCGACCAUAGGAAAGUAUUGCGUGAAGGUAAGCCAAGAGAGAAAAAGAACAUUUCUGUUCCAUGCAUGCAGAUUGGUGGUAUUGAAGGUCAGAAGUCCGAGGUGCAGCUUGUCGAUAAUAGUCAAUGCUGUAAAUGGUCGUGCUUGCACUAUACAUAG
This is a messenger RNA of Mucor mucedo, 330 nucleotides long. RefSeq lists its product as uncharacterized. Lineage: Eukaryota; Fungi; Mucoromycota; Mucoromycetes; Mucorales; Mucoraceae. The transcript has 3 exons. Bases 1 to 330 code for a protein of 109 amino acids. The record is from RefSeq and is a predicted model, not a curated record.